AUGAGUUAUAGAGGAAGAGGAAGAGGUGGAGGUUAUAAUAACAACUACAACAAUUAUAACCACGGAAACAGAAAUCAAUACUCAUCUGGAUCGCAUCAACAAAAUGUCGAUGCCUUUGUCACUGCAAAUCAAUAUCCCAUUGAAAUCAUGGGUUGGAAUGGAGCUAGUCUGACUGAAUGUAUUAAUUUUAUUUCCCGUAAAUGUAAAGUGAUAGUUUCAAAUUAUAGUGUGGAUUCAAACAGUGGUAUUUUGAAAGGUUAUGUUAAAAAUGAAUCCCAAGCAAAUACAUUAAUGGAUUGGUCGGGUGUAAAAUUUGCUGGACAAUCUUUACGUUUUUCCAAAGGUGUUUCCAACUUAUCUAGUCAAAUGGGUACUUCGGGAGGUUCAGGUUCAGGUACUGGGUCUACAAUUGAAACAAUUACCCAGUUUUUGAAAUCAAGAUACCAACCAGAACUUAGAAUGUUGAAUCUUAGUAAUGUCAAGCAAGACCCUAGUUUGAAUGCUCAAGGAUUCUUUGGAUCAAUUUCAGUCAGUUCAAAAUUUUUCCCUGCUUUAAUGAAAGUAGCAGAUGAUUUAAAAUUAGAUGUUAUUACUGUUGACUUAUCCAACAAUGAAUUGCAAGAUUUACAGACAUUAACUUCUAUGGCUCAAACUUUCCCUAGACUACAAAAUCUUUCUUUACAAAACAACAAUUUUUCAAGAAUCAAGGUUUUUGAAACAUGGAGACAUAAAUUAAACUUUUUAAGAGAAUUGAUUUUGUUUAAUAAUCCAAUUGUACAAACAAACAAUCCAACUGAGAUUCAAAAUAUCAAAUUGGAAUUAAUGAAAUCAUUCCCUAGGUUGGUUGUCUUGAAUGGGGAAGUGUUAAGAAAUGAACAAGCAUUAAAUUCAUACUUGUCAUUCCCCUUCCCAGCUCAACAAUCCAUGUUUUUCCAAGACGAUGAUUCCAGAAACCUUGCAACUAAUUUUAUUGCUAACUAUAUUAAAUUAUGGGAUUCCAAUCGUGCUGAAUUAAUGAUUUUAUACCAAAACGAAUCACAAUUUUCCAUGCAAGUAGACUCAUCACAUCCUUAUCUCAUUGAUAGUAACAGCAAUAAUUCAACUGAUUUUGGUUACUAUUUAACCAAUUCAAGAAACUUGACAAGAAUUUCUUCCAUCAAGGCAAGAAUGGACAAAUUGGCCACUGGACAAGAACAAAUUUAUAAAGCAUUCCAAAAAUUACCAAAAACUCGUCAUGAAUUGUUUGAAAAACCUGAUCUAUUUAGCAUGGAGGUUUACAAAUUUCCGUCACUUAAUGGUAUCACAAUUACCAUUCAUGGAAGUUUUGAAGAAACCGCCCAACCUGAAGUAGAUGGAAGUAUGUCAUCUACACCAAGUGGACCAAGAGGUGGUUCAAGAUAUCAUUCUGCACCAAAGCACAAGAGAAUACCUUUAAGUAAAAAAUCAUUUGAUAGAACAUUUGUUGUUAUUCCUGGUCCAAAUGGUAGUAUGAUUGUUGCAAGUGAUUCCUUGUUGAUUAGACCAUAUACUACCAAAUUUCCUUGGGACGCUGAAUCCACUGCCAAUGCACAAAAUCCAGCUGUUGCUGGAGCUGCCCCUGCUGGAGCAGCAACCAAUCCAGCUACUGCUACUGCUACUCCAACACCCCCACCACAAUCACAAGGUGGAGUUACUCCAUCUAUACAAGUUGUUUCUCCCACCCCAACAGCGGCCGAUUUGCCAGCAGAAAUUAAAGCUAGACUCAAUCAAGUACAACAAGAAAUUUUGGUUAAAGUUUUAUUGGAAACAAAAUUGAAUAUUAAUUAUGGUCUAAUGUUAUUGGAACAAAGUAAUUGGGAUUAUCAACAAGCAUCAGUGAAUUUUAAAAACUCAGCUGCUUCUUUACCAAGAGAUGCAUUUGUAUAG
Molecule: messenger RNA, 1905 nt
Organism: Candida tropicalis MYA-3404
Lineage: Eukaryota; Fungi; Ascomycota; Pichiomycetes; Serinales; Debaryomycetaceae
Gene: MEX67
Product: Mex67p
Exons: 1
Coding region: 1-1905 (634 amino acids)
Biological process (GO): poly(A)+ mRNA export from nucleus
Cellular component (GO): nucleus
Molecular function (GO): RNA binding; protein binding
Source: RefSeq, a predicted model, not a curated record